Molecule: messenger RNA, 2777 nt
Organism: Sipha flava (yellow sugarcane aphid)
Lineage: Eukaryota; Metazoa; Arthropoda; Insecta; Hemiptera; Aphididae
Gene: retm
Product: SEC14-like protein 1
Exons: 16
Coding region: 663-2627 (654 amino acids)
Cellular component (GO): cytoplasm
Source: RefSeq, a predicted model, not a curated record
AUACAAUAAAACCGUAUGUCCACCGUGACACAGCAGUAGUGUUCGAUUACAUAUCUUUGUUUUGUAUGUUAAUAUUAUAUAUUAUUUACGCUUCAUGUAUUAUGCUACUUACGAGAUUAACUGCUAAGUACAAAUUGUGUAAUUUAAAAUUUUGAAUAAUUCACUGAAACCUAGCGGACGUAUAGAAGACAAAAAUCGGGAAAAAACGACGAAUAGAAAAUUUAUAGCAAUUUUAAAAUAGACCAUGAUAGAACGAGGUUCAGAUGCAUCGGAUGUAAAGUUAUGUAUGUCACUGAUAGUUGCAUAUUUAAAGAACAUUUAAACCAUAGCAGCCAUGGUCCCUAAACUUCUAUUUUUUCGUACCACUCCGGAUUAUUGUGAAUCCGGUACCGCCGGUCGUGUUUUAGUAUCCAUCGACUUCGCACCAUACCUAGGUAUCAGGGACUGCAAACGGAACGGUUAUCAACAACUGGUCACCACCGUAAAUAGAUUAACCAUAUCGGUUACGUCAUAGUAUUGAUUGUGAUUUGUGUGAUAAAAUGAACCAUAUAGUUUGAAUAAUUUAAUUACUGAUCAAAAUAUUCUUAUGGAUUAUCGAUUAGCCUAGUGACCGUUUUUAUUGUUUGAUUUUACUCGUUGUUUGUUUUUUAUUUCUCACUAAGAUGGUCCAAGAAUAUCAAUCGCCGGUACGCGUCUACAAGUAUCCAUUCGAAAUCGUCAUGGCUGCGUACGAAAGACGAUUUCCUACAUCCCCGUUAAUACCCGUUUUUGUCGGCAGUGAAAUAACAGCUGAUAGCACAAGUGCUGAUGGUUCAGUUAGGACAACUGAAAGGAGAUGUAAACUAGUUGUAGAAGCUCCUUAUUUAUUAAAAAAGAUUAUUGGUGUAGAUUAUAUUUAUUUUAUUCAAAAAAAUAUCCUCGAUUUGAGAGAACGUUGUUUGAAUAUUGAAGCAACAAAUGAGACAUUUUCCACUCGUGUAAAUGUAUUAGAAAAGUGUCGUUAUUAUGUUCAUCCAGAAAACUCAGAGUGGACUUGCUAUGAACAGAGUGCAUUAUUAGAUAUAAAAUAUUUUUUGGGUUUUGAAUCAACUAUGGAAAAACUUGGUAUGAAACAAUAUAUACAGAAUAUAUCCAAGGGCAAAGAAAUAAUAGAAUUCUAUGUUGAUGAAUUAAAAAAAGAAGGAGUAACUAAUCUUCCACGAUGGAUACCUCAUGGAAACGAUCAAAAUUGUGAUUUGAAUAAGACAGAAGAAAGUCAAAAUAACCCUAGCAGUAGUCCAAUUACAGAUUCACAGUCAAAAAUAUGGUUAGAAGAUGAAUAUAUUAAAAGAUAUAUUGGUGAAUUAACACCAUUACAAGAAUCAAAAUUAGUUCAAUUUAAGAAACAAUUGUCUCAAUUACAAAAGUCCAAGCUACCUAGUGAUACAACAUUAUUAAGGUUUUUAAGAGCUACUGAUUUUAAUAUUGAAAAAGCCAGAGAAAACUUAUCUCAAUCCCUCACAUGGCGAAAAAAACAUAAUAUUGACAACAUAUUAUCAGAACAUGAGUUUCCUGAAGCAAUUAAAAAAUAUUUUCCAUGUGGAUGGCAUCAUCAUGACAAAGAAGGACGCCCCUUAUAUAUAUUACGUUUAGGACAAAUGGAUGUUAAAGGUCUACUUAAAUCAGUUGGUGAACAUUGUCUUCUUAAACAAGCUAUGCAUGUAUGUGAAGAAGGCUUAAAGUUGACAAAAGAAGCAACACAUACAUCUGGAAAGCCAAUUACUACUUGGUGUUUAUUGGUUGAUUUAGAAGGGCUAAACAUGAGGCAUUUGUGGAGACCUGGCGUGAGUGCAUUAUUAAGAAUUAUUGAAAUUGUAGAAUCAAACUACCCAGAAACUCUAGGACGAGUUCUUAUAAUUCGUGCACCUCGAGUAUUUCCAGUUUUGUGGACAUUAGUGAGCACAUUUAUCAAUGAAACCACUCGUACAAAGUUCCUAUUUUAUGGAGGCAAUGAUUAUCAAGCUUCUGGGGGUCUUUCUGAAUUUAUUGCUGCAAAUGAUAUGCCAGAUUUUCUAGGAGGCCCUAGUAAAGUUAAAAUUCCUGAAGGUGGUUUUGUGCCAAAAAAUUUAUACCUCAAAGAAGGAGAUUUAGAGAAAGAAGCUUAUACAAUUACAGAAGACAGCAUUUAUCAAUCAGUUACACUUACUAAAGGACAGGCCCAUGAAGAAUUUAUUGAUGUUGAAGAGUCUGGAUCAGUAAUAACAUGGGACUUUGAUGUAAUGAGACAAGAUAUAAAUUUUAAUGUUUUGAGGUUAUUAAUUGAAGUUCAGCCCUCUACACUUCUUAACUGUGCGAGAGGUAAUCUCAAUGUUAUUGAAAAAGGUUGGAAAGAAGGAGAACAUUAUGAAAAGGUGGAACAAACCAUAUUAUGCCAUGAUGGUGAGAGUGUACAAGGUUCUCAUCUUACCACUAAAAGAGGAACAUAUAUUUUACAAUGGUAUUGGUCAUCGGACAGUUUAAAUAUUAGUUCAGGGCAUCAUACUAAAGCUAAAAUUAUGUAUUAUUAUGAAAUGCUGAAAUCUGCUGAUUAUCGAGGUUCAAUGUCAAGUUUAAUGUCAGCCAAUAGUAAAUUUUCUUGUAAUAGAUGAUGAACAUAUAUUGAUUUUAUUUUAUGUGAAAUUUUAAAUGUUUUGGUUUUAAUAAGGAUCAUACUUAGAAGAAAAUGAUUGGUUCAAUAGUACAUUUGAAGCAAAAGUAUGUAGUCUAUUUAAUAAAAUCCCUUAUUUUCCUUAAACUUU